UGAUUUUCUGCCUCGGUAAAGUAGACGUGGCAGUGACGUCAGUGCCGGAAACGACCCGGAUCGGAACUUUAACUCCUGGGUUGAUUAGUUUUUACCAGAAACAUCGAGAGCUCCUGAAAUAUCAUGUAAUAUCGACUAAAACAUGUUUGUACAUAUGUCCAUGAAGGAUACCCCACCUUGGAUGUGAGUUUGUGCGCACACCGGGAGGUCUUCUUAUUUAUCCAUCACACGGAGCAGGACCCGGUAGUCCCUGGUGGUUUCUGCUCUACAGCGGCCUGGUGGUGACCCUUAAUCGGCGGCAGGAUGACGUGCCGCGACCGGACCCUCGAGUUCCAGUCGGCCUGUAAAUCUCUCCAGGGCAGACCGAAUGGAGUCCAGCCCAGUAAACCAGCUCUCAGCGCCCUCAGGCAGCGCAGUGACUUCACAGUUAUGGCCAAGAGAAUUGGAAAAGACUUGAGCAAUACAUUUGCCAAACUGGAAAAGCUCACUAUUUUGGCAAAAAGAAAAUCUCUAUUUGAUGACAAGGCAGUGGAGAUUGAGGAGCUAACAUACAUCAUUAAACAAGACAUCAACAGUCUAAACAAACAGAUAGCACAGCUGCAGGACUUGGUGAGAUCCCGCGCAGCUCCGGGAGGCCGACACAUCCAAACCCACUCUAACACUAUAGUGGUGUCUUUACAGUCCAAACUGGCUUCAAUGUCUAAUGACUUCAAAUCAGUCCUAGAAGUUAGAACAGAGAACCUGAAGCAGCAGCGCAGCAGGAGAGAGCAGUUCUCCCAGCCCCCCGUGUCGUCUUCUCCUCUGAUGGCUAACAACUUCAGGAGCCGCAAAAAAGGGGCCCAGGAGCCGCAUGCAGCUCGCGAUCCGCGCAAUGGUUACCAGGGCAAUACAACCUCAAAUUUAAAAGAGAGCUCAGUCCUGAUGCAAGAUGAGUCCAGGAGUAUGGGGGAUGUGGCCAUCGAUAUGGACUCUCAGAGCAAUCCCUUGCAACUGCAGCUUAUUGAUGAGCAGGACUCGUACAUCCAGAGCCGUGCAGACACCAUGCAGAACAUCGAGAGCACCAUCGUGGAACUGGGCUCUAUAUUCCAGCAGCUGGCACACAUGGUGAAGGAGCAAGAGGAGACCAUCCAGAGGAUCGACGCUAACGUGGAGGACACGCAGCUGAACGUGGAUGCCGCCCACACAGAGAUCCUCAAAUACUUCCAGUCAGUCUCCUCCAACCGCUGGCUGAUGAUCAAGAUCUUUCUCGUCCUCGUCGUCUUCUUCAUCAUCUUUGUUGUCUUUUUCGCUUAAAGGAAAGAGGAAGAGAAAGCGCAUCCAAUGAGGGGAAGUGAAGCUAAAGCUGGACUAAGACGACGUGUCCAGGCAACGUAUUUGAAGGACACACUUCUAUCAAAGUGACACUUGGGAGCCGCUCAGAUUAUAAUAAAGACUUUUCCAUUAACACAGACUUUCCGGUUGUUCCCAAGCCACAGACUCUGGAUCUUAAUUGGACGAUUCAGUGAAGAAUAAAGAUGUCGAACUCUGUCCCAAUGAAAGAAUAAAUGAUCUAAAAUCCCCACUUUGUAUAGAGAGAGAAAGAGCGAGAGCAAUAAACUGCUCGAUAUUGUACUUUGACCAAUUCUUCAUAAACAUUUAAUCCAAAUGGCUAUAAUUUAAUGGUUUGAUUCUGCAAACUGUCUUUUUAAUUUUCUUGUUUACCCCACACGUCAUCCAUUAUUAUUAUUAUUAUUAUUAGUAUUAUUAUUAUUUCAAAGCCAAACUACAGGACUGGAAUAUAUCCUCAGAUCAUUUUGCUUCAUAGUUAACUUACUUUGCAUGACUGUGGCCCUUGUUUCUCAACAAUUCGUCACUUUAUUCUGUUAUGCUUUCAAAGUUUAUUUGCCAAAUGGAUACUCGUAUAAAACUGUGACUCAAAACGAAGACACUCGCUGCGGUCCAGCAUUUCGUGUCCUGAAUGCACAAGAAGUUAGACAGCUGAAGGGACUGUUUGCUGGUGUAAUUCAGAUACAAGUUGUAAGAAAAGUUAAGUUAUGUAACAUCACUGUUUUUAAAUUAAACAGUUUGGUUGUUAGCCAUUUGGCAGGUUGAACGGUUGAAAAAGUGAACAUUCAGUGCUGCAGACUUCAGCAUGAGUCUGAAGGGUCUGUAUUUGACAUCAGUGCUUAUGAAGGGGUUCGACUGGUUGUGGAGGACCACUAAUGAAGUGACUCACUCAGCCAGAUUCCCUGGAAGUAUCUGGUUGGAUGUCACUGUUGUAGUUUCUUUCCCUCUUAAUCUAUCUCAAUGUUAUUUAAAUGACCACAGCUUUUUUUUUAAAGAAAGAAAGAAAGAAAGCAUUAUUCCUAUUUGAUCCCUGUCUGUUCUUUUUUUUUUUUGCCAAAUGCCUUGACUUCAAUGUAUAAAGUGCAAAUAGUGAUAAUGAUGUAUUGAUAAGAAAGUGCAUAUUAAUAAAAUGAUAAUGGGGUGCUGGCA
This is a messenger RNA of Cottoperca gobio, 2475 nucleotides long. RefSeq names its product syntaxin 5A (gene stx5a). Gene Ontology annotation, molecular function: SNAP receptor activity; SNARE binding. Lineage: Eukaryota; Metazoa; Chordata; Actinopteri; Perciformes; Bovichtidae. Gene Ontology annotation, cellular component: Golgi membrane; SNARE complex; endomembrane system. The transcript is spliced from 12 exons. Gene Ontology annotation, biological process: endoplasmic reticulum to Golgi vesicle-mediated transport; intracellular protein transport; vesicle fusion. Bases 304 to 1293 code for a protein of 329 amino acids. The record is from RefSeq and is a predicted model, not a curated record.